CAUAUGUAAUGAACCCACCAUAUUGGAUAGGCCCAAAUAGGAGUUAGUCAACUUAAGCCCAAAUAAUGAGACUAUGUGGAGACAUGAGUUACUAUUAAUAGGGUAAUAGGGGUAUUUUGUGAGUUAUGUGAAUUGUGAAGUUUGUUAUUCUCUCCCUCUAAACUCUCUAUGUUCACAUCUUGUAUCCUUCCACUCACUAGAGUUGGAUUUAUUUUCCAGAAAAUUCAAUAUAAUUUCCUUUAUCUUUUAUCUUUCAAUUUUACUAUCAUUACAUUGGUGCUUUCAUUGACACCAUGGCAGAGUACGUGAAGAAAAUCGCCGAAAAGGAUCCAUGGGAUCGAUGGGAGAAAAUGCACGCUCGCAACAACGUUGCUUUCGACAGAAUCAUCUCCAAAUUGGAGAUUCUACUUCAACACUACAACUGCUCGCCGAGCUCUUCCCAUGGUGCAUCGAACUCACCCAAAUACAUCCCUACACCAGAACCGUUGAAUACCAAUUUGUUGAUGCAUGAUGAAUUUCGUUUAUCUGCAAAACAGAUCGAGGUUCCUUCCGUUCGUGAGUCAAAAUUAGUGGAAGAAGAGAUAAUAGCUUCUGAAUUGAAGAACGAUUCUUCCCCGACUACGGAUGGAAUUGGUUCGAUCAUGGAAUCAAUCGAUGCUUUCGAUUCGUCGACAGUUGCGCUGCCAGUGUCGAAGGAUUUCCUUCCCUCCACGGAACCGAUUGAAGAACAAUCCAUCGCCACUGAAUUGGUGAACGACGUGUUUCCGAUUUCGGAUGAAUCUCUUCCUUCCAUGGAGGUAAUUGAAGAAAAAUCCAUAGUUGAUGAAUCUAUUGCUUUGAGAAAUUUAACAGUGGAGGAAGUGACGCCGAUGAGUGAAAUUUUUGAUAAGCCCCUUGUUCGUAUGCCUCUUCUCCACCAAGAUGGGAAUCAUCCACUCACAAAUUUGAUGUGCUCCACACUGAAGUGCCUUUCUCGUGUUCGAUUAAAUGACCAGAUGUUGCCGCCGCCACCAAAACCACCUGAUCACUAUUUUCGGCAGAAGCAUGUGAAAUUCCAAGUAAUGUGGAAUGCCACCAUGGCUCCACCUCCUCCAGAGCCUCCCGACAUAGGUCACAGGGCAGCCGUAAGUAACACUUUUGGACCUUCCAAGAUAGGGUGUUUGGUUUUGCUUCAAAUUGCUACGCUAAUUGAAUUUUCUCAUCUGUUUGUGGAAUUGUGGAAUCGGAAUAUUCGUUGUCACAUUUGGAGAUUUGUUAGGUGCAGUGCAGUUUACAUCAUAAGGAUUUAUCCAUUCCCAUUGUCUUGUGUAGCUCUGUUCUCAUUUACAAAUUUAAACCACUAUGUCUUCCAACAAAAGGGUGUCAUUAUCCUUGAUUUAUACUCUAAUAUUGGUGAUCUGAGGAAUGCACAACAUGUGUUUGAUGUAAUGUCUAAUAUGAUUUUGGUUUGUUCAAAUUCUCUAAAUGUGGGGUUUAUAACAGUUGCUGCACUUGAUGAGAAAGAAUUGUUAUCAUGUGAGUUUGUUUAUAGGCAUUGUGUUGUUGGGGUUAGUCAAUUUAUAUAUGAGGUUUAUGAUCAAUUGAGAUGGAUUACUUGUUAUAACUAUGUUUACCAUGAGUUGAUAUCUAAGAAAAGCAGCUUCAUCCCUUGCUUUAAGCUUGUGCUUAGUCAAUCUGUAGUGAACUCCAACUUCUCACCUAAUGUUCAUCAUUCUAGUUGGUUAUAUGCACUCAAUAACCGAAGAGAGCUUUGUGAUGAUUAUGACCUUACUAGUGCUUAUAGCCUUGACAACAUCACAGGUGCCCCAAAUUUCAAGUGUUUGAACGGUUUUGAGCUUAUAAAUUUUCAUGAAUGGAAAAUGCUUGAGUGGUUUGGUGGAUAUGUUACAAAGAAUUGGCAGGUUUGUAGAGAUGGAGAUAUGUUUAAUCACUUUACAAGGAGAAACAUGCCAACUGUUGAUUCCAUUUUAAAGUGUAUUCAAGUUGUUGUUUAUUGCUAUAGUGUUGUCUUGUUCAAACUCUUGACUGCUAAGCAUAUUCAUGAGAGAUGGCAACAAAAUUCACAAGAAACACAUUCACAAUUUGGGGUUAUUGUUGAUCAUAAUGCGUGUGAGAAGGCAACCUUAUUCAACAUUGGUCUAGCAUCAAAAACAAUUAUCAUUUUCAUUGAUCUUGAGGACAAGAUCAUUUUUAGAAGGGUUGGUAGUGAUAUAAUCAAUGUUGUAUUGAUUCCAUGUUUGUUCUCAAAUAUCCUUUGCAAUGAGGAAACCAUUGGUGACAUGAGGGUUGUUGAAGUUGAAAUGAUGGAAAGAAUUAGACUCAAGAAGAUGCUUCUUUCAUCAUGGAGUGAUGCACUUGAAGCUAAAGUUAUCUCAAUGGAGCCAUUUGAAGUUGAUAAUUUGAAUUCUCAAAUUUUUUUCACCCAGUACCAUGACUACUGCAUAAGUAGUGUGGUUUGGAUUGGACCUCCUUGGCCAUUCAACUUUUUGCUGAUGUUAGUUGUGUCUACUUCACAACAAUUUUUGGCUUCUGAAUCUGUCAUUGCUACUGACUUGAACCAGAUUGUGCAAUGGAGACAAGGUAUUGAUAUUAAUGAUCCAAGGCAAAGCUUAUUGCUAUUAUGUGUCCUUCUAUUUAUGAGGAUUCAUGCCACUCUUUCUUUGAAGCUUGGACAAUAUAUUUGUUCUUUUUACGGUGUGUUUUCUCAUGUGGACCAAGUUAGAAGGGAUGAUGAUCUCAAUGAUAUUUGGAUAAACAUCAACUUCUUAACUGAGGUGGGGAAGACAUCCAUUUGGACCAAUUAUGAUCAGUUUCCAAUUUCUUGUGCUCACUUCAAACAAUGAGAUUCUGGCCAGCAUUUGGAUAUGUAUGCAUCAACUAAGCCCUCGCAGUUCAAGUAAUGUGAUCCGGGUAAAAUUUGUGCUAAGUGCAAUUUCUACAACCUUGAGGACAAGGUUGGUUUUAAAGGGGAAGGUAUUGUAAUGAACCCACCAUAUUGGAUAGGCCCAAAUAGGAGUUAGUCAACUUAAGCCCAAAUAAUGAGACUAUGUGGAGACAUGAGUUACUAUUAAUAGGGUAAUAGGGGUAUUUUGUGAGUUAUGUGAAUUGUGAAGUUUGUUAUUCUCUCCCUCUAAACUCUCUAUGUUCACAUCUUGUAUCCUUCCACUCACUAGAGUUGGAUUUAUUUUCCAGAAAAUUCAAUAUAAUUUCCUUUAUCUUU
Messenger RNA from Trifolium pratense (red clover), 3220 nucleotides. RefSeq lists its product as uncharacterized. Lineage: Eukaryota; Viridiplantae; Streptophyta; Magnoliopsida; Fabales; Fabaceae. The coding region runs from base 294 to 2843 and encodes 849 amino acids. The transcript has 2 exons. The record is from RefSeq and is a predicted model, not a curated record.